AUGAUUGAAGAGUGGGCAAGUCGCCAGUGGACACCAAGGUAUUUUACUGAUCAACUAGGUGAUUUGCCUGUGAAGGUUAAAAUUGGACCGAACGCAGCUACUAUUUCGUCCAAUAAUCCAAUCUUAGAAACCGAUUGUUGUUAUGAAGUAUGCACGAUGCAAGAAUAUAAUCAAUGGUUGAACAAAGACCCGAAUUGUGGCAAUUUAAAUCAGUACGAUCCUGAUUUAUGUUGGUGUUAUGUAGAUUAUCAGUACAUUGCACUUACCUUUCAAGCAUAUCCAGAAAUUCCACAAAGUAUUGAUUGGAGUAAGUUUGGAUUGAAUGGACGCAAAGGUGAUCAGUCGACUUUCUGGAUGGGCAGCAAGGGUGCAAGUACACCUUGUCAUUACGAUAGUUAUGGCUGUAAUCUCGUUGCGCAAUUAUAUGGUAGGAAAAAGUGGUUAUUGGUAGCUCCUGAUGAAUCCCAAUACAUGUAUCCUAUCAGAGUGCCGUAUGAAGAAUCAUCCAUCUUUAGCGCUGUCAACAUGAAAUCUCCCAACCUUGUGUCGUACCCUAAGUUUGCCAAUGUGACGAUCUACGAGGUGAUCUUAGAACCUGGCGACGUCUUAUUUGUGCCCAAGUAUUGGUGGCAUGAUGUAGAGUGCUUGGAAACAGCAAUUAGUGUUAAUACCUGGAUCGCUCUACCUUCCGACGGUAUGGAUCGUCUGUGUGAAGCAGUGACAAAAACUGUUGUAUUUGCUUUAAAAUCCGCGGAAGGAAAUAAAAUUACGCAAUGGCUGAAUCCGUCAGAGGUUCCAACAAGUUACCAGACAAACAUUGGUUACCUUAAGAACUCAUUGGAACAACUAAUGCCAAAAUUACAUACAGACUUUCCCAAUUUGUAUAAAGACGAUUUAUUAGACAGAGUCAUUAAUUCUUUGCUAUCACCGGACCUGAUCAAAGUAGCAGCAGAAAGGAUUAUUUCCUCGUUUACUGCUAGUAACGAUUAG
Trichoplax adhaerens is the source of this 990-nucleotide messenger RNA. RefSeq lists its product as uncharacterized. The transcript has 5 exons. NCBI's taxonomy places the organism in Eukaryota, Metazoa, Placozoa, Uniplacotomia, Trichoplacea, Trichoplacidae. The record is from RefSeq and is a predicted model, not a curated record. Gene Ontology annotation, molecular function: 2-oxoglutarate-dependent dioxygenase activity. Bases 1 to 990 code for a protein of 329 amino acids.